Molecule: messenger RNA, 990 nt
Organism: Symbiodinium sp. CCMP2592
Lineage: Eukaryota; Dinophyceae; Suessiales; Symbiodiniaceae
Source: the annotation of a GenBank genome assembly
AUGUCCACGCUUCCUUACCAGGUGCUGGAUCUUCGAGACGCAACCUACGAGGCCUUGUGCCAGUGUUCCAAACUUCUGGAAGAUCCGGAUGAUCCUUGGCUCGUUGUCGAAGUUUUUGAGAAGCUGCGUGAGUGGCUGCGCAGAGACUUCGCUCACGUGCAGAAACUGCUGGACCCGCUUCUCGAGGUACGUACAUUGCAAGCCCUGCGGCACUUUGGGACUCACCUUGAGGUUGCUAGGCUGGGGUUUGGUGUCAUUGCUGGUUUCUGCCAGAGAAACGACAAUAAUACGGAAUUGAUGGUAGCAGCCGGAUUUGUCGAGGAUUUGGUCAAGCUGAUGGAUCUGCACAGAGAAGACGGAACCGUGCAGGACAAUGCAUGCGUGGCUGUCUGGAGGCUGGCCGAGCGACAGUCGACUGGUGCAGAAAGGGUGGUGGAGACCGACGGAUUGCAGAGGGUGCUCACUGCAAUGAAGGACCAUCGCCGCAACUCCUUCGUGCAAGUCAAUGCCCUUCUCGCGCUUGAGAAGCUUGCUCUCAAAGGGGUGGUUCCGACAGAUGGAUUUGAUCAUGCUGCCCACGAGGCAAUGAGGUUCCACCCUCGCAAUCUGCAGGUCAGGCGUGCUGCCCUUCGAGUCAAGCACCUGGACUUGCGCCGUGUCGAGUACACUGUUGAGAAUGAGAUGAGACAACAAAGGAUUGCGUCCAGUGCCCUGCCAGUCAUGAAGGCAGAGCCUUUGAGCCGCUGGCUUUUGAGCAUGGACUCCUGCGGGUUCUUGAUGGAAUAUCACGCUCGUCUUCGUCAGUACCAGACCCCGGCUGAGGUUGCCCAGAAGUACAUCAGGAACGGAAGACUUCUCAGCAGCUUUUUCGUCGACUUGGGUGUAAGGAAGCUGGGGCACCGCAGGCUCUUCGAGCGGUGGUGUCGAGACUGGGUUGGACCUCCUUCAAGUUCAGCGUCGCACGCAACGCUUGAAAACAGCAUGGGCUGA